AUGUUCAACCCCCCACAGUCGUCCAACUCUUCUUACGCUGCCUCUCCAGCACAAAGAAGUAACUCUGCUCACCGCGCCUAUCUUACACUGAGAAUUAUAUUUGGUAUCAUUGCUUGCUUUGCUGUGUUUGGAAACUGUUUAGUUUGCCUGGUUAUUUUGAAGAAACGUAAUAACUUGAGAAAUUCCUACAACUUGAUGAUUCUGGCUCUUGCAAUCGUGGAUACACUAACAGGUACAUAAUAAUCCGUUUGGUUUGCGAUAAUUCCUUUUCAGCCAUCACCGAUGCGGAUGCUUGAGUCCUAAAAUGUGGUUUUCAUAAUACACACAUUGAAUCUGAGGGUGAAUGGAAACUGGUCGUAGUUGCAAUAUAUCGCCAUCGAUAGCUAUCGAACAACAAUAUACAGCAAAAUAGAAUAUUAGAGCUCUGUAAAUACUGUGACAAGAGUAAACUCAGAUUAUCUUAAAAUUCCUUACCCUGUUCUGCCAAGGAAAGAUGUUAUUGUCCACAAAUCUAGAACCGUGGAGAAACGCAAACUAUCUUCGUUCUACUGUUGUUUCCCAUUUAGUUUUCCUUUUUUUCUUAAUACAAUGAUGCCUUAUUUUGUUUUAAUUUAUUAAUUUAGAUUUAGUUGUCUAAAAUGCGAUUGCUAAAACAUUAAAAGAGUUCUUAGAGAAAACUUUGAAGUUUUAACGUAUACUACGAAAAUCUCCCAGUUUAACUCCGCGACACACAAAAAAAGAAAAGGCAGAAAGCGUAAACAGUCUGAAACAGUCGUUGAACUCUUAUCCUUUUAGGUAUAUGCCUGGCGAUCACUCCUUCGUUUAUUAUCGGUGAGAACAAUUUUCCGAUUACAAGUGGUCUCCAAGGAGAGUUCUUCUGCCGUUUCGUCAGCUCUCACUAUUUCGUUUUCACAUUGGGCAAGAUAUCCGUGGCUUUAGUAAUGUGCUUGGCUGUGGAUCGCUGGUUUGCGAUUUAUCGACCAUUGAAGUACCAAACAGUUUUCAAGAGAAGAACUGUCAUUCGCAAUGUUAUGUUGGUGGUGUUAACGUGCUGCAUCAUGAAUUCUAGAGCGGUUUUUGAAAAACGUCCCGCUUCGAAAGAUAACGUAAGUAUGCUGAUAUCUAUAUUACUUACAAUGCGUUUGUGUGUCCUUUGCUAUACCAAAGAACAACUGAGUAAUAUUUGCUCUAGGCAUCGUUACGUUAAUCAUGACAUGUAAAUAAGCGGAUUCAACAAGGAGUUGGAUUUGCAUAAACAUAAUCAGGGUUUUCAAUAAGGAGGGUGAACGGAACGACAAACGAUCGUCGUUGCAUACAAUGCAGUAAGACAAUUUGCAAAUCAUGAAUUUAUUCCCAGAAGGCACUUGCUAGCGAUAACUGUUAUCCGCAUGACACAUAGUUUUCCCGAUACAUGUAGUUAGUAUUUGCUAAAACAAUAAUGAAUAGUGUUUUUCAAGGGCUCCGGAUUAGCUAGUCAAACGCGGGUUAUCAGUCGUAUUCACCCUCCGAGCGACGCCAACGUCGCGUAAGUUACAAGCCAAAUGGUUUUCCGGUUUGCUACUGUAGCAAACGAAGAAAUUUCAUAACUAAACGAAGAGCCGUUCCCUACAAGACCAAGAAGACCACGAAACUUGGUUUGGCACUUUUUACAGGUAACCGCUUUGUCAAUUUAAUCCGAUUUUAUGGACGGGUUGGUAAAUGUUCACCUCUAGCCACCUCCACAUUUACAAAUAAGCUCUAAAAUUGUUUUUUUUGAAAUAGUUUUUACUAUAAGACAAAACUUCACACGUGACUUUUUAUCCCUGACCUCUAGGUCACAACCUGUAAGUGGAUGUCCUUAACAAAAGGCAAACUGGCUGCCCAAGUUUACGUAAUCAUACACGUGACUGUCACAUUCGUUAUUCCUCUAUCGAUUUCUUGGGUAACCUUCCUGCAACUUUGGCUAUUGCUGAGGAAAUCACCUUUUCACAACGAUCGACAAAAUCGUUCCAGAUCCCUUAUCUAUCCAUUGCGCAUGUGUGCGCUGACCGCGUUAUUCCUUGGGAUUUGCUGGACACCUAAUCAGUUUUACUUCGUUAUGUCAAAGUUUGACGUCAUGCAGUUAGACACACCCCUUCAUCACGUGACAGUCGUUCUGAGCAUGUUCAACUCGUGUUUGAAUCCGUGGAUUUAUGGUGCAACCAACAAGAAGUAUGGAAAGGAGUUUAGGAAAAUUAUUUUCUUUUGGAAAAGGAAUCAGAUAGAGCAAUCGGAAACGGAUAUUCUUGGAAUAACUCUAGAAAACGCCAAGUCAAGGAAUGGUGGAAGGAUAAAUCCUAGUGUGGUACCAGUCAACAAGGAUUGA
This is a messenger RNA of Porites lobata, 2344 nucleotides long. The record is from the annotation of a GenBank genome assembly. NCBI's taxonomy places the organism in Eukaryota, Metazoa, Cnidaria, Anthozoa, Scleractinia, Poritidae.